Sorghum bicolor (sorghum) is the source of this 4383-nucleotide messenger RNA. RefSeq lists its product as uncharacterized. Lineage: Eukaryota; Viridiplantae; Streptophyta; Magnoliopsida; Poales; Poaceae. Gene Ontology annotation, cellular component: mitochondrial outer membrane. The record is from RefSeq and is a predicted model, not a curated record. Bases 135 to 3842 code for a protein of 1235 amino acids. Gene Ontology annotation, molecular function: protein binding; ATP hydrolysis activity; ATP binding. The transcript is spliced from 27 exons.
AAUUAACAAAACCAUUUCCGGAGGACGAAAAAAAAAACCUCCAAAAGCCGAAAGAACUCCUUUCGCUCGAGGGGUGGGAAAGAAGCGGAAGGGGGAGAGGAGACGAGAGGAAACCCUCGCCUCCGGCACACGCCAUGGUGGAGACUCGCCGGAGCUCCGCCGCCGCGGCCGCCGGGAAGCGCCCUUCCCCGUCGCCAUCCUCUUCGUCCGUACCUCCCCCGAAGCGGCCCAAGGCGGAGUCCCCGGGGUCACCGACGGCGUCCGCGCCCGGGAGGGCCGAGGAGGAUUCCGUGGCGGGAGCGGCACCAGCGAGGAGCACCGGCUCGGCCGAGGACGCGGCGGCCGUGGCACAGAAAGAUCAAGGAGCGGAUAAGCCUUGUUCUGCCGCCGCCGAGAGUUCGAAGAGGAGGAAGGAGCCGGAGCAACAGCAACCUGCAGCGCCAUGGGCGAAGCUACUCUCCCAGUGCUCACAGACUCCUCACCAUCCCAUCAGUGUGGCUCAGUUUUCUGUUGGUCAAAGCAAAAGCUGCAAUUUGUGGCUGAAAGACCAACCUGUUAGCAAAGUGCUUUGCAAGGUGCGGCGCCUUGAGCAAGGAGGUCCAUGUGAGUUAGAAGUUCUAGGGAAGAAGGGUAUGGUCCAAGUAAAUGGAAGGUCCAUAAGUCCAGGCGCAAAAGUUCCCCUUACAGGAGGGGAUGAAGUCAUAUUCAGUUCAUGCGGCAAGCAUGCUUAUAUUUUUCAGCAUCCUUUGAAUGAAAAAGUUCCUAAAACGGUGCCAUCAUCUGCUGUUAGCCUUCUAGAACCUCCUGUUGCUAGCGUAAAGCGCAUCCGUACAGAUAAGAGAACAGGAGACACUUCAGCUGUUGCUGGUACAGAGAUGUUGGCAUCUACAUCUAAUCAGACGAAGGAUGUAGCAGCAGUACCUCCCGCGGCAGCCGGAGAGAACAGCCAAAGAGUAGGGCGGCCAGUGGCAUCAUCUGCUUCUGAUAAAUCAAAAGGGCGUGCUGUGAGUCCUGAGAAGGAAUUUGAGAAUGGGGAAAAUGCUAAUGAGGUAAAUUCUAACAUUGAAGACUCUCCAAUGGAUGUCGCUGCAGCCCCUAUAUCUCCUGAUGAUGCUACGAACGAUACCUGUCAACAAAAUGGCUUUGGGCCUGAUACUCAUCUUGGUGCGGAAAUCGGUAAGAUUGCAACCUAUAAGAUAAGGCCAGUUCUGAGGAUGAUUACAGGAUCAACUAUAUCCGAGUUCGAUUUGACUGGUGAUCUUUUUAAAGCUCUUGAAGAUCAGAGGGAUCUCAUCAGGGAUCUUAACGCUUCAACCAGUGUGCCUCCAAGUAGAUGUCAAGCCUUUAAGGAUGGGAUGAAACAAGGAAUUAUUAAUCCAAGUGAUAUUGAUGUUACCUUUGAGAAUUUUCCUUAUUAUCUCAGUGAGAAUACAAAGAAUGUGCUCUUAUCAUGUGCAUUCAUACACUUGGAAAAGAAGGAAUUCAUCAAGCAGUUUGCUGAGAUUUCAUCAAUAAAUCAGCGAAUUUUGUUAUCUGGUCCAGCAGGUUCCGAGAUUUAUCAGGAAACAUUGGUAAAGGCACUUGCCAAACAUUUUGGUGCUAGACUCCUUGUCGUGGAUUCACUUUUGCUGCCUGGGGCACCUUCAAAGGAUCCAGAAUCCCAGAAAGAUGUUGGGAAGGUUGAUAAAUCAGGGGAUAAGACAACUGCCGAGAAGUUUGCAAUAUAUCAGAAGCAUCGCUCUUCGUUGGCAGACACUGUUCACUUCAGGAGGCCAGCUGCACCAACUUCCAGUGUGAAUGCUGAUAUUGUGGGAACAUCCACUCUGCAUUCUGCAUCUCUACCGAAACAGGAGUCGUCAACAGCUACAUCCAAGAGCUAUACUUUCAGAGAAGGUGAUAGGGUGCGUUAUGUGGGUCCAGCUCAGCCAACCACGUUGCCACAAAGGGGACCAAGUUAUGGUUAUCGAGGCAGAGUGAUGCUUGCUUUUGAAGAUAAUGGAUCCUCAAAAAUUGGAGUCCGAUUUGACAAGCAGAUCCCUGAUGGUAAUGAUCUUGGUGGUUUGUGCGAGGAAGAUCACGGUUUCUUCUGCUCUGCUGAAUUACUGCGGCCAGACUUUUCUGCUGGUGAAGAAGUUGAGAGGCUAGCUAUGACCGAGUUAAUAGAGGUCAUUUCAGAAGAGAACAAAUCUGGACCUCUGAUAGUGUUACUUAAGGAUGUAGAGAAAUCAUUCACUGGAGUUACAGAGUCACUUUCAUCUUUGAGGAGCAAACUUGAAUCACUUCCAUCUGGUGUUCUUGUUAUAGGAUCCCACACCCAGAUGGACAGCCGCAAAGAGAAGGCGCAUCCUGGAGGUUUUCUUUUCACAAAGUUUGCCAGUAGCAGCCAGACACUUUUUGACCUUUUCCCGGAUAGCUUCGGUAGCAGGUUGCAUGAAAGAAGCAAAGAAAGUCCAAAGGCAAUGAAACAUCUAAAUAAACUUUUCCCAAACAAAAUUUCAAUCCAGCUUCCGCAGGAUGAAGCUCUACUUACAGAUUGGAAGCAGCAGUUGGAUCGUGAUGUUGAAACACUUAAAGCCAAAUCAAAUAUUGGUAGCAUUCGCACGUUUCUGAGCCGUAAUGGAAUUGAAUGCAAUGAUCUUGAAAAAUUAUUCAUCAAAGACCAAUCACUGAGUAAUGAAAAUGUGGACAAGAUUGUUGGGUACGCAGUGAGUUAUCACCUUAAGCACAAUAAAAUUGAGACGUCCAACUCCAAGGAUGCUAAACUUGUACUCGCAAGUGAAAGCCUUAAGCAUGGGCUCAACAUGCUGCAAAGCAUGCAAAGUGAUAACAAGAGCUCCAAAAAAUCACUGAAGGAUGUUGUCACAGAGAAUGAAUUUGAGAAAAGGCUUUUGGCAGAUGUUAUACCACCUAAUGACAUUGGAGUUACCUUUGAUGAUAUUGGAGCCCUGGAGAAUGUAAAGGACACGUUAAAGGAGCUGGUGAUGCUCCCUUUACAAAGACCUGAAUUGUUCUGCAAAGGCCAGUUAACAAAGCCUUGCAAGGGAAUAUUGCUUUUCGGACCUCCUGGCACUGGGAAAACUAUGCUUGCCAAAGCAGUAGCAACUGAAGCAGGUGCUAAUUUCAUCAAUAUAUCAAUGUCGAGCAUUACAUCGAAGUGGUUUGGUGAAGGAGAGAAGUAUGUAAAGGCUGUUUUCUCACUAGCAAGUAAAAUAGCCCCCAGUGUUAUAUUUAUUGAUGAGGUCGAUAGUAUGCUAGGAAGGAGAGAAAAUCCAGGGGAGCAUGAAGCGAUGCGCAAGAUGAAGAAUGAAUUUAUGGUAAAUUGGGAUGGGUUGCGCACUAAAGAUAAGGAGCGUGUGCUUGUUCUUGGUGCUACAAAUAGACCGUUUGAUCUGGACGAGGCUGUGAUUAGGAGGUUCCCCCGCAGGUUAAUGGUAAACUUACCCGAUGCAUCAAAUAGAGAGAAAAUUCUAAAAGUAAUUUUGGCAAAAGAAGAGCUGGGAUCGGAUGUUGAUCUGGACUCACUUGCCAAUAUGACUGAUGGUUAUUCAGGAAGCGACCUUAAGAAUCUGUGUGUGACCGCAGCGCAUUAUCCCAUUCGAGAAAUUCUGGAGAAGGAAAAGAAGGAGAAGAAUUUGGCUAAAACAGAAGGUAGGCCAGAGCCUGCAUUGUAUGGAAGCGAGGACAUCCGUCCUCUUAGCAUAGAUGACUUCAAAUCUGCCCAUGAGCAGGUUUGUGCUAGCGUUUCGUCUGAUUCAGCAAACAUGAACGAGCUUCUUCAAUGGAAUGACCUGUAUGGUGAAGGCGGGUCAAGGAAGAAGAAAGCGCUGAGCUACUUCAUGUGAUGGUGAGAGCUUAAAAUCUGAAGGAUCACAACUGUGCCAUAAAACUAAUCAGAAGGAUCAGAGUUGUGCCAUAUUGUACAGCCGCCAUAGUACACCCCCAUGGCAUGUGCGUCUGCGCGACUUGGCCGGCCCCAAAUCCAGUCGGGUUUUUCCUCCUCCCCCUUCAGUAGCCGUGGCCGGCCGGCUGUCGUCCCCUCCCCCUGGUGUAAUUAAAACUGUACCGAGUCAGAGUUCGUUUACCAGCUGUUUGAGGUUCCAGAGUUAAGAUUUAAACUAAAAUGGCGCCAUUGCCCUCCUCCAACCUCCCUUUCUUCCUCCCCAAAUUUAACUUUGUUGCGGCCAUUGUCCUUGGACUAUGGCUAUAGGUCUUUAUGUACCCCUGUACAUGCGAAAUGAAGGGAUAUGAAAUAAGAACAUCUUCAUCCUGUUGUUGACAGUAUGGUACAGAUUAUUUUUUUCAUAGUUGACUGGCGAUGAAUUGGAUCGGUGCCAACAUAAGAAUUAUGGAAGGUGCCUUUCCUGCCGCCGAAAUUUCUUUGUA